AUGGAUGUGUCACUGCCAGAAGAAGCAGGUGCUUCUACUGUUCCACUUGCUGCGUCGUCUCCCGUUGAUCACAGCAUAAAACAUGAUUCUCCAUUGUCCGAGGAUGAUGACCCUUCUUUUCAGGAUCUCCUUAGAGGGAGAGAGGAAAGCUCGUCUACGGCCAUUGAUGCGGUAGAUGGGCUAAUGUACAGCAUUCAAUCGGUGCUCGAUAAGUUCGGUCGAGAUGAAUGCGAUGACUCUCUCAAUUUUCUUCUUAGAUCUCUACAGCCAAUGGAUGGUACAAGGGCAGAUCUCGCGUCUUACGAGUUAAAGAUUCGUACCGUACUUUCUUCUUGCUCCAACUUAAUACAAAAGGAUGUAGGUCACGGACUUGGCAAAGAGAACGUGCUUUCUACUCAACUCACAAGACUGUUGGCUACUUUGAGUAGAGAGCGGUUGUGGGCAGCUGCUCUCACCGAAUCAGGGGUCCUUGACGCCUUUUUGAACACAAUGGACCAGGAAAACAGCCAUGAAGAAGCAUGGAUAGACCCAGCACUGCGAUUAGUCGCAAAUUGCUGUGCACGGAGUGCCCAAACCAGGCUUCGAAUACUAUCAAAAGCACCGUUCAAGAUAUUGGUCGCUCGUCUGCAGGAUCCUAACCAGGCUGACAUAGCUCUGCUUGCGCUAUAUUCAAUUCAUCUCAUGACCUAUUUCUUGAACACUUAUGACCUCGAGAUAUCUUCAGCCUCUUCUUUACAGCCCCAAGAUAUGAAUUGCUUAAGAUAUCCGGAGGACGAGGAAAACAUGUUAGCAGAAUGCCGCGUCGAGAUCGUAAAGGUGUUUGGUGCUCUUGGACUAGUCUGUCAAGAUUUCUCAUGCGUUGAAGAAGACGUCGUGGGCAUAGUCAGAUGGCUGGGCUUUCCUGCAGAUCAGAUAAGAAUUUGCUCCUGUAUCUUUCUCGGAAAUCUUGUGUAUUCCUGUGAAAUCGCCAGGAGCGAUCUUUUGCACAACAAAGGCUUUGCAUCAGCCUUGAGCCAAUGUAUACGGACAAGCUCCCGACCCGACGUUCUCAAUUCUGCCUUGGAUCUUCUGCAAAACAUCGCGAUCGAUCUUGAGAGCCGUAAAAUGCUAGGUCAAGCGGGCAUAUUCGAUGCCCUAGCAGCUUGCUGGGACCGUACAGGGAAAGACAUGAAAUCUAAGAUUGCGGCAUUGUACCAUACAAGACAACUGAUCUGCGGCUGUUUGGAGAACGUGUGCAUCGUCCUGAAGAGUCAGGCAUUGCCGGGAGAGACUCGUCACCAAGACACUAUGUUUAUCUCGAAGCUGCUCCAUUUUCAUUCCACAGCAGAAGAUCGAAGUUCCAUCACAGAAGUGGGACGGAUCAUUGUCGAAAUAUGGCGGACUUGCAACAAGCAUCAAGAUCUACUCACAUAUAUGAAUCAACCACUGGAGUCCUUGCAAGCAAAAGAACAUCCAAUUAAUCCUCAAGAUGGGAGGAAUCUCCCGCUCAACGUUGCAUUUCUAAUAAGAAAGACUACAAGCCUUCCUGGAAUCCUGGACCCCCUCUUUACGCUCGUCCGGUCGGAAAAUGAGUCCCUGGUAACAGAAGGUUGGCUCGCCCUCGCUCUGAUGGCAUCGUCGCCCGAGGGAGCAACGAUUGUAUACAACGGUCUGUUUAUGGUAGAUGACGAGAUUUCAAUGUUGAGAGCAGUGUUGGACAAACAAGAUGGCCCUCAGAACGGAGCUCGCAGCAAUGCCCUCUACUUGGCUGCUCAGCUCCAGAAGCAAGUCUCAGGAGAUCCCCAACGAAAGUCCACAGUGGACAAUCUACUUGCAGGCGCAGCUUUUAGUUGA
This is a messenger RNA of Bacidia gigantensis, 1833 nucleotides long. RefSeq lists its product as uncharacterized. The record is from RefSeq and is a predicted model, not a curated record. Bases 1 to 1833 code for a protein of 610 amino acids. The transcript has 3 exons. Gene Ontology annotation, biological process: positive regulation of GTPase activity. Lineage: Eukaryota; Fungi; Ascomycota; Lecanoromycetes; Lecanorales; Ramalinaceae. Gene Ontology annotation, molecular function: guanyl-nucleotide exchange factor activity. Gene Ontology annotation, cellular component: cytosol.